This is a messenger RNA of Vigna umbellata (rice bean), 671 nucleotides long. The record is from RefSeq and is a predicted model, not a curated record. Lineage: Eukaryota; Viridiplantae; Streptophyta; Magnoliopsida; Fabales; Fabaceae.
AACCUCUGUAUCAUAGUACACGCUAAUUUUUGUUCUACUUCUGUACUUCCCAAACCAAAACCCACCCGAAACGAAGUCUUCUAUGGAAGCACUCUCCAUCAUCUCCGAUUCUUCUUCGCUCCUUCUUCGCACUCCUUCUACUUCCUCUGCUGUGAGAACCCUUCCACUUUCUUUCUUCAAAAUCACCCAAAACUCUCACUCCCAUCUUCUCCCUCUUCGUGUUUCAAACACUGGUGGCGAUGAAGCCACCAAUGAUUUCGCUUUAGCUUCUCAGCCUCAGGAAAACUUGAGCCAUUCUGAGACUGAGAGUUCUGAGGACGAUCAAGAUGCGCCUCUACAAAUGAACAUGUCAUGGACAACUGUUUCAACCCCAGGAGGAGGUGGAAGUGCAUCGGGUGGUGGCACCAGGGCUGGACUUUUCAGAACUCCUAUUUCUGGUGGCGUGCAGAGUGCCACAUCGGCUCACGGUUUACCUAGACCUGCUUUAGCAGUUCGUAACCUGAUGGAGCAGGCAAGAUUUGCUCACUUGUGCACUGUAAUGUCUCGUAUGCACCACCGACGAGAAGGAUAUCCAUUUGGUUCUCUAGUUGAUUUUGCACCAGAUUCGAUGGGCCGUAAGUCAAUAAUUCUUCAUUUUCUUGAUUAGUUACUUCCGUUCAGUCAUGAAUAUU